This is a messenger RNA of Mytilus californianus (California mussel), 1460 nucleotides long. RefSeq lists its product as uncharacterized. Bases 1 to 987 code for a protein of 328 amino acids. The transcript is spliced from 7 exons. The record is from RefSeq and is a predicted model, not a curated record. Lineage: Eukaryota; Metazoa; Mollusca; Bivalvia; Mytilida; Mytilidae.
AUGGCCGAACUAAAAGCAUCUAGGUCAUUAAAACAGGCAAUACCAACUGAUUUACAAAGACAAGUAGAACACAUACAGAAUAUAUCAAGUGUACAGACCGAUGCUGAAAAGAUACGAUCAGAAAUACGUAAUCCGUGGGCACAUUGCGACUUCAGAGAAUGGACCACAGGAAAAUAUACAGAUUCGUUCAAUUUAAUUGGACAAUUUGUUAAGGACCUUGGACUAAGUAACAGAGAAGAGACCAGGGUCUUUGGAGAACUAAACACUUGGGCAACAAAUGGUCAACAUUUCCUGAGAGGAACAACACUUGGUUUAGAGAUUGUGGGGGACAUUCGUCAACAGACACACAUUCUUAGUAGAUAUUUACAGACUUUGUGUUCUGAAACAGACAGUCUGUUUAAUAAAGUGCAAAAAGAAUUAACAACAAUAGAAAGCGAUUUACAGGAAAGGAUAAAAGAAUUAGAAAAUAAAACUAAGGAGCAUGAUGAAACAAUAAAUAACCUAAAAGAAGAGAUAAAAAAUCAAGUUGAAGAUCAUAUUCCACAACAUAUUCGAUCUCAACAUGAACAAGAAAUAAGAGAAUGGGAGCAUGACCAAAUUACUUUCGUCAAAACCAGAGCAACACAUCACAUACUUGGAUCACUAUCCUUGCAUAACUGUAUCUUUGUGACAGGGAGCUCGGGUUGUGGUAAAUCUUCUAACAUACAUCAUGCCGCCGUUCACUUACGUGACAGAUUUGGAUAUGAGAUAAUACCUGUUUUAACAGGACCAACAGACAUUAUAAAUUAUUAUGAUAAAAACAAGAAGCAAGCCUUUAUUGUUGAUGACAUCUGUGGGAAGGAAACGAUCAACAUGCAGCCAUUACAGAUGUGGAGAGAUUAUUCAGAAAAAAUGGAGAAAAUAUUCAAAGUUGAGGUAAAAGAUGAUGCAAGUGAAAAUGAUGGCACAGUCUCAAAAUUUAUGUCCAAAAUUACUGAUUUCUUGUAGACUGCAUAUAUAUAAAGAAUCACAGUUUCAACGUAUUAAAUUAUUCACAAAAAAAGAAUGCAAUUUAUUAUCAGAAGAGUUGUGUCUGCAGGAAGCUGAAAUAAUGCUUAUGUUGCACAAGUACCUUCCUGGUGACGUAAUUGACCAUGAAAAGCAAGUCAUGCAGAACGUUGAUUACUUUCCCUUGCUUUGUAAAUUGUCAAAAGACAAAACAUCUGAGGAAGUCAAGAAACUGUUUACAGCUCCUUUAAUCAGUAUUAAAAAGAACAUAAACAACAUUAUUAAUGAAAACAAAGAACAAUUUUGUGCACUUGCUCUGUGUAUCACAUUUAAUGAUGGGUUCAAUACAGAUUGACUGAAAUUAAGAUCAGUUUCAGAAAACAAGAAGGACAAACUUGAGGACAUUGUUAAAGAAUUUGACUUAGACUUAAGCAAAGAGAAGCAUAGAAAUUCUUUAAAAUCUGGUUUUUCGA